Messenger RNA from Pelobates cultripes (western spadefoot toad), 366 nucleotides. Lineage: Eukaryota; Metazoa; Chordata; Amphibia; Anura; Pelobatidae. The record is from the annotation of a GenBank genome assembly.
AUGUCCAAGCAGGACUUGGCCGUAGCCCCAAUAUUCCGCAGCCGCACAGAGAGGGGCCCGCCUCGUGCAGACGACCCGCCAGAAUCAGACUACGAUUCAGAAAUUAGUGAUCUGAGUAACGGCAGAGACACUGCACCAGUAACCAAGAAGGAUCUUAAAGGGUUCAUCAGGGACAUUAAUGCCAACAUGGCCACUGAACUGGCGAAACACAUUAAAGCAGGCCUUGACGCAAUAGAAGGCAAAAUGGAGGACCUUACCACAACUACCUCCAACCACGAUUCCGCCAUCCCAGACCACCAAGACCAACUGUGUAACCUGGAAGACUUAAACAACAGGUCUAGGCCUGAGGCCUGCCAGAAACAGUGA